This is a messenger RNA of Aureobasidium musti, 1634 nucleotides long. Lineage: Eukaryota; Fungi; Ascomycota; Dothideomycetes; Dothideales; Saccotheciaceae. The record is from the annotation of a GenBank genome assembly.
CAAUGACCGACUAUGGCUAUGGAACAGGCGACGAGGAGCUGGCCGAAGUCAGAAAGCUAGAAGCCGAUGUUCAGGCCAGCCCGGACGAGUUUGAGAACUGGGAGAAGUUGGUUCGCGCGGUAGAAGGUCUUGAGGGUGGUCUGAACAGAAACUCGAGUCCUCAAGCCAUCACGGCCGCCAGAAGCAUCUACGAUCGCUUCCUCGCCAAAUUUCCCUUGUUCUUCGGAUACUGGAAGAAGUACGCCGAUCUGGAGUUCGCCAUUGCUGGCACCGAGGCUGCUGAGAUGGUCUACGAACGCGGCGUCGCCAGCAUUGGCAUCUCGGUCGAUCUCUGGGCCAACUACUGUAGUUUCAAGGUUGAGACAACCCACGACGAUAGCAUCAUUCGAGAGUUGUUUGAACGAGGCGCUACCUGUGUCGGCCUAGACUUCCUAGCACACCCUUUCUGGGACAAGUACAUUGAGUUCGAGGAGCGACUCGAGGCUCAGGAUAAGGUCUUUGACAUCCUCAGUCGCAUCAUCACCAUCCCCAUGCAUCAGUAUGCUCGCUACUUUGAGAAAUACCGCCAACUGGCAGCUUCUCGCCCAUUGUCUGAACUGGCACCCGCAAAUCUCCUCAGUCAAUUCAACGUUGAGCUCGAGUCUGAAUUGAAGGGAAAGAGCCAGAUCGAAGUGGAGCGUGCAAUCCGUGCUCGCCUGGAUACCUACCACCUCGAGAUCUUCCACAACACUCAAACCGAGACGACCAAGCGCUGGACUUACGAACAAGAGAUCAAGCGCCCAUACUUCCACGUGACCGAACUCGAUGAAGCGCAACUCGAGAACUGGUCAAAAUAUCUGGACUUUGAAGAGAGUGAGGCCGACUACACGCGCAUCGCAUUCCUGUAUGAGCGUUGUGUCGUUACAUGUGCCCACUACGACGAGUUUUGGCAGAGGUACGCCCGCUGGAUGUACAACCAGGACGGCAAAGAGGAGGAAGUUCGCAAUAUCUUCCAGCGCGCGAGCUGCAUCUACACACCGAUCGCCAGACCUGCCAUCCGUCUCCACUGGGCUCUCUUCGAGGAAGCCUGCAGCAGGCCGUCUGUUGCUGCUGCGAUCUAUGAAGCUAUCCUUGUCACCUUGCCUGGAAACCUCGAAGCCAUCACUCGCCUGGCUAAUCUCCAACGUCGACAGAUUGGUUACGAUGCCGCUGUCCAAGUUUAUGACCAAUACCUCGCUGAUGCUGAGUGCUCAGCUGACGAUAAGGGUGCGCUUGUCGUGGAGAUGGCUCGUUUGGCCUGGAAAUCGAAGGGCAACGCAAUCGAGGGACGUGACAUCCUUUCGCGUCAGCAGAACGUUUUCCUUGAUAGCCCAUCCUUCUGGGCAGGCUACCUCAGUUUCGAGAUCGACCAGUCAACGACUAUCGAGGCUGCGGCCGAACAAGCAGAGCGUGUGAAGGCGCUGCACAGCACUAUCCGCAACAAGACUCGUCUGACCGCUGAUAUCAUCAAAGACCUUUCUCAGAGAUACAUGGCCUAUCUCACCGAGAAGCAGAGCAAACUCGCAGCUAGAGAGUACCUCGAACUGGACAUGCUAGUGAAUGGCCCUGUGUCGGUCGUUACAGCUGGAAAACUUGCUGCUAAAGGAUCAGCUGCU